AUCCACAAAUAUUGGCCUAUGUGUGGACUGUCGAGGAGUUGCUCAACCGAAAACGACUGAGAUAUGAAUCUGAACACGCCAAGAAAUGUUUUAUUAACUUUACCUUUUAGGAAUUUUCGCGAUUCCUUGAAAUCAAAACGAUUAUGAGAUUAUAAAUCUAACAGAUUUCGCGACAGCUUUGUGUCAAGCAGUAUCAAUCAAUGUCGAUAACAAAAUUCCAAUUGCUUCUGGUUUGUGCUAUUCUGCUCAACUGUGCUAUACUUUUCUAUAUUUCGCAUACUCAAAACACGGGGGAAGAGCCAAAUGGACAAGGAAAAUCUCUUCUGCAGAAAACAGCUCCGAGCAGAGACGAAUCGAUUGUCAAAGACUCAAACUACUUCCAYAACAUCAAGAAUUUCGAGUCUGAGGUUACUGUUGUCAUUAUGGAGUUUGAAGAUUUCGAAAAUGAUAUUCCCCGAAGCAUCCAAUCAAUCAUAAGGAUAUUUCCUAAGAUUUCAAUUGUUAUAUUAUCUACUCGUCGACCUUAUCCGCCAUUAKCCUUUUCCAGUGUGAAUGUGAAGUUAGUCGUAGAACAGGUGUCUCCAGACCAGAAACAAUCGUCAGGAAGACCAGAGAACUACAUUACAACGCCCUAUGUGCUCGUGAUACCAGAUGGCGCUAGAUUCAACUCUGAAAAGCUGCCAAUGUUGAUGUUGGAGACAUUGAAGAAGUCUUCUACCAAUAACAAAAUAGUUGCUGUUCCUGUAGAGAGUAGAAGCUCAUCUCACUGCCAGGGUUUGAAAUUUGAUUUAAAAAGGUGGACGUUACAAUAUUCAUCACUUAGAAACUUAUCUGGCGAGUUUGUGACAUGUGAUUCAGUGUCGAAUACUCCUGCUGUCAUUUUGAAGUCAGCAUUCCUCCACAGCUUGAGUACUCCAUACAUCAGACCGUUUCCUGACAGCCUCUUUAUUCAAGCAUCCAUACACUUUAUUCACACAAUACUGUUAUAUAAACACUCAUUAUCGCAUGGUACRGAACUGUUCACCAACCCUCAUAACCAAUGGAAACACGAACAAGCUACAAAGAAACGACUGCAGAACAUGUACAAACGAUUUGGAAUCAAGAAAGUAGAGCUAUCAAAUGGCCAGCAGGAAUGGUAUGGCUGUACUAAAAACACAAAACGGUGCUUUGGUACUAUUGUAGAUGACAUGCCUGAGUUUCUUUAUGAGAACCGAUGGACUCCACCAUGUUGCUUAAAGAACCUCAGAGAGACUGCAAAAUAUGUCUUCAAGGUUUUAGAAAAUUCCAAUGUUAAGUAUUGGCUAGAAGGGGGGUCAUUGCUGGGUGCAGCCAGACAUAAUGACAUCAUUCCAUGGGACUACGAUGUAGAUGUUGGCAUAUAUAGAAAUGAGAUUAGUAAAUGUGAGUUUCUGUCAAAAGCUGAGGAAAUGGGAAGAAGUGGGUCAAAGUUUGUUGACGACCAGGGAUUUGUAUGGGAGAAGAGUCAGGAGAUGGAAUUCUACAAAGUUCAUUUUAGUCAAUUCAAUCACAUGCAUGUCGAUAUAUUUCCAUUUUAUGAGAGAAAUGGUAUCAUGACAAAGAAUCAUUGGUUUAAGACUCACCGACAAGACACUGAAUUCCCUGCAAAGUAUUUAAAACCUUUAAGUAAAAUUAGAUUCAUAGGAAGGCAGGUAUCUGCACCAAACAAUAUCAAAGAGUUCUUAGAGUAUAAAUUUGGGAAAGGAGUUAUUGAAAAUCCACAAUAUCCCGAUCCUUCAAAGGUCAAAAGAAAACCAAUGGAAAGACAAGAAAAAAGAAAUGUUUUAUGAAAUACAGAAGGCAUGUUAAACAUGUUUUUAUACAGAAAAGCAUAGUAUUUUAUCAAAUAGAUUGUGUAUUUUGGUGUAUAAGUUAGUUUACAGCCUUUUUCUUAUGCUCGUCUAACAGAGAAUAUUUUGAGUGCCUCACAAAGUCCAGAUGGAUUAACUGAGUCUAGUUUGUGUAUUUUCUUCUUAUAUCAGAUAAAAAAACUACUUAAAUUUUCUGCCUCUUAAAUAUUUAAGUAAUGGUCAAUUAAUAUUUGCAAUUCAAUGUCAAAGAUGUUUAUACUCGGUAUCAGCUCCAUAAAAUGGAGUGCAGAUCUUAUAUGAACUUGAACUCUUGUAAUUUUCUAAUCUUCUGUUUUAUAAAAAAAUAAGAAUAAAGCCACAUGUUAAGUCUAUGUGCAGUAGACCA
This is a messenger RNA of Exaiptasia diaphana, 2214 nucleotides long. Its product is annotated as fukutin-related protein. Gene Ontology annotation, cellular component: Golgi apparatus. The record is from RefSeq and is a predicted model, not a curated record. The coding region runs from base 201 to 1808 and encodes 535 amino acids. NCBI's taxonomy places the organism in Eukaryota, Metazoa, Cnidaria, Anthozoa, Actiniaria, Aiptasiidae. Gene Ontology annotation, biological process: protein O-linked glycosylation via mannose. The transcript has a single exon.